GAGGUGAAAGGACGUCUUUCUUACAUUCAGACCAAAACAAUUUAUGGGAAUACGGUCGACACUCCAUAUCCAAAGAUCCAACGAAACGUCAACCGAAAAUAGCAGCGAAAAAUUAUUCCAGCAAGCUUGCAAAAGCAACGCUAUUUGCCAAGCACAGUGCACUACGCUGAAUCUACGCAACUGAAGUGACGUGUAGUUUUGGGUGUUGGGGUCCUGGAACCGAUCCCCCGUGGACAAUGAGGGAUGACUGUCAGCUGCUUCUUUGCACCUCCCCUCGAUUAUAGAUCCAUUUUUGCCCGUCUUCCAUGGAACAAAGUCUGCCUAGUGGAGACAUCGAUCAUUGUUUUCCAUCACAAAACUCGUCCUGUAGUGUCGACAUACAAGUUGAAUAUCUAAUAGUAAACGCGAUUAUUUCCAUUUUUUUGUCAGUGGUCACAGUGUUUGGAAACCUGCUGGUCAUCACCUCGAUCUGUGUCUUCAGACAACUCCACAGUCCAGCCAACAUUCUCACCCUCUCUCUGGCUGUCACGGAUCUCUUGGUUGGAGUAAUAAUCAUGCCAACGAACAGUGUGCGAUUGCUAGUGUCUUGUUGGCGUUUUGGGAUAACUAUGUGCUGGUUUUACAAUGUGUUUACUUGGGCUAUUACCACAUCGUCUCUUUGCCAUGUAGUGCUCAUAGCAAUUAACCAAUAUUUUGCUGUGUGUCUCCCCCUACAAUAUAACUGUAAGAUGUCCAUUAAUAGGACUGUGAAAUGUAUAUUUCUCUGUUGGACCAUAUCCUUCUUAUACAACAUACUUUUGACAUACUUUGCCCACUUGGAAGAAGAAGUGCCAAAUGUUUGUGCCGAUGAAUGCAUGGGCUCCUUUGAUAACAAUUUGGUGAUCACGGACAUGAUUAUUACCUUCAUCAUCCCAGGCACCAUUAUUUUCAUAUUGUAUGCACAAAUUUUCAGAGUGGCAUUAAAACAUUUGAUUAAAAUAAAUUCAACAAGGCAGUGCAACAGAGAAAAAAGGGCCUUGAGAAUUCAUGAGAAGAAGGCAACGAAAUCUUUAGGCACCGUGGUAUUUGUUUAUCUGUGUUGCUGGAUACCGCUGUACAUAUCACUUAUGAACGCAGACAAAAUGUCAAAUCCAAACUUGGCUGUAAAAUACAUAAUGUACUUGUUCUAUUUUAAUUCUAGUGUAAAUCCUUUUAUAUAUGCUUUUUUCCACCCGUGGUUUAAAAAGUCUACCAAACUUAUUUUAACUCUUAAAAUAUUGAAACCAUCGUCUGUUGACCUGAAUAUAUUGCCUGGCAGCAAAUAAGAGCAUCCAUAUUUAUAAUUACACCUGAGCAAGAUAUAUGACCAGGGGGAAUGUCAUGCUAGCUUGUUGUUCUCUCUUCUCUGGGGGAAUGGUAGGAGAGUGUGGUCAAAAAGUGAUCCGAGAAACAAGAAGGAAAUUGGAUCUGAAAUAAAUGUCUUGAUUUUUCAGUACGUUGUUAUUUUUUUACAGUUUUGUGUCUUUUGGGUUUUAUGAGUCUCGGCGGAUUGUGUCUAGGUAAACGAGUAGCAGAACGCAAACAUUUCUCCUUGAUGGCAAUCCUACUGCUUUCAUAAUUUAAUAAAUACUCGUAGAAGGAACUCUGAGCUUCAUACAGCACCUGUGUCCUUAGUCUAAUCAUUAUUUCACCUGAAUACGUCACAGUUUUAUAUAAAAGCUAAUUAACUGUAAUUCAUAUUUCACCCUCAACUCUUCUGUAAAAUUUUUACUUGAGUAAAACUUAUUGUUC
This is a messenger RNA of Brienomyrus brachyistius, 1770 nucleotides long. RefSeq names its product trace amine-associated receptor 13c-like. The transcript has 2 exons. NCBI's taxonomy places the organism in Eukaryota, Metazoa, Chordata, Actinopteri, Osteoglossiformes, Mormyridae. Gene Ontology annotation, cellular component: membrane. Gene Ontology annotation, molecular function: trace-amine receptor activity. The record is from RefSeq and is a predicted model, not a curated record. Gene Ontology annotation, biological process: G protein-coupled receptor signaling pathway. Bases 306 to 1304 code for a protein of 332 amino acids.